AUGGAGCCGCAUGCUACAAUCCCCGAUUCAUUGGUGGAGACAGCAACAUGGGAUGAUAAUACUAAUCAUCUUAAAUUUUCUUACAAUGGUGAUGACUUGUUCCUACCUGAAGACCCUCUUUUGGUGUGGAAUUCCCCGGAAAAAUACCUGAAAGUGGAGAGAAUAUUUAGCAAGAACAGUGUCAUUGUUUCCAUCACAGAUGUUGCAGAGAUAGCAGUCAAUGUGGUGCCUGUGACCAAAGAAGAUGACAGAAUUCAUAACUACCAAUUUAGGUUCUUUGGCCUCUCUCCGGAAGUCGAAGGAGUGCUCGACCGCACCUACCAGCUGGAUUUUGAGAAUCCAGCAAAGCCAGGCGUGGCUAUGCCGGUGGUAGGAGGUGAAGACAAGUACAGAACCACUUCACUUCCCUCAGCAGAAUGCAAAUCAUGUGUCUUCUCUCCAAGUAGAAUUACAGAUCAAGAGAGUGAUCCAGUGACUAUAAAGUAUGGCAUGCUGGAUUGUGCCAGUGUGUUCUCCCAUGGGAAUGGAAUAGUUUGCAAGAAAUAA
Molecule: messenger RNA, 546 nt
Organism: Ilex paraguariensis (yerba mate)
Lineage: Eukaryota; Viridiplantae; Streptophyta; Magnoliopsida; Aquifoliales; Aquifoliaceae
Source: the annotation of a GenBank genome assembly